This is a messenger RNA of Nezara viridula (southern green stink bug), 1644 nucleotides long. The record is from the annotation of a GenBank genome assembly. NCBI's taxonomy places the organism in Eukaryota, Metazoa, Arthropoda, Insecta, Hemiptera, Pentatomidae.
AUGGCUGGGAGACUAAAUGUUAUUUUUUUAAGCUCAUUGCGAAUUAUGAGAGGGUCCACCUCUUGGAGCCCAUUCCAUUUUAAGAACAUCAAACUCCCUCAGGUCUAUCAUUCUCGUUCUCUUAAAAAAACUAAAAUGGUUGACUCAGGGGAGGAUUCAUUCUGUGAUCCUUCUACUUUCGAUUGUCUUGAAAAUAAAUCAUUUAGCCCAGAUGAAUAUUUUGAAGUUCCUCCCCUUUUAAGAAGACAAAGUACAAUUGAAGAUGAACAAAGAUUAGUACUGUUAUUGAAGAAAAUAUUGGCAUAUCAGGACAAGAAUGUCACAAGUUGGAUUGUUGAGAAUUAUGUUAAAGACUUAGUAUGUACUUACAAACUUUUGACAAAGCCUCAAAAGGAGACUUUUCUGAAAAUUUUGGCAAUUGAUUAUUCUGUGGAUCAUGAGCGUAUUCACAAAGCAACAAAUCAAUUUAAAGACUUCGAGCCAGGAACUGCUAUCUCACUCAAAGCUGAAGAACAAUUGAAAAGUGUGUUAAACCCACAGUAUUCAUGGUUAUUUAAGCAUAUUGGGCGUUUAGAAAAUGGAGUGAAAUUCUUAGUGGACAUGAGGACAGAUGUUUUGGACCUAUUAUCUUCAUUAGAUGCCAAAUCAGAGGCCCUCAUACCAAUCAAGCAAUUAAACACUACUCUGAGGGAGCUCCUUUCCCUGUGGUUCUCUGUAGGAUUUUUGAAACUGGAAAGAGUUACUUGGAAAUCACCAUGUGAAAUGUUGCAGAAGAUAUCUGAGUACGAGGCAGUGCACCCUGUGAGAAGCUGGGCCGACUUAAAAAGGAGAGUCGGGGCUUAUAGGCGCUGCUACGUCUACACUCAUAGUAGCAUGCCCACGGAGCCUAUCGUUGUGCUACACACUGCACUCUCCAAUGAGAUAUCAUCUAGUAUGAAAGGCAUUGUCACUGCAGCCCAUCGCAUGUCAAUUGACGCUAGUACAAAAGAUUCCUUAGUAGCUGCUAGUGAAGAAGAAGAUCCCAAUUUAGUAACUGCUGCUAUUUUCUAUUCCAUUUCCUCUACUCAAAGAGGUUUGCAGGGUAUCGAGUUGGGUAAUUACUUGAUAAAGCGUGUAGUUCAGGAAGUUCAGGCAGAAUUUCCAAAAAUUAACCAGUUGUCCACACUAUCCCCAAUACCUGGGUUCAAGACAUGGCUAAUGGAAAAGAUAAAGUUAUAUGAAAAAGAAGAAAAAGAGGUUCCGGAAGGCUGGAAAAAUCUCUUAAAAGAGUUUGGCAGUUGGCGUGACUUGAAAAUAAGUUUAUUAAACAACUCCUGGUAUCUGGACCACAACUUAGUGACAAUGCUAGAACCGCUGCUGAUGUCAUCAUGUGCUUACUACCUCUAUAAAGAGAAGAGGAGAUCCGGAGCUCUGGAUUCUGUUGCUAAUUUUCAUCUUAAAAAUGGUGCUGUGAUGUGGAGGCUGAAUUGGAUGGCUGAUACGUCACCAAGGGGUUUGUCUAAUUCUUGUGGAAUGAUGGUAAACUACAGGUAUAUUCUUGAGGAUACCGAAAGAAAUUCACAAUCCUACUUAGAACAUCAUAAAAUCAAUGCUUCAGAUGAAGUCAAACAUCUUGCUGGAGAAAGGAUUCCUUCAAAAAUGUAA